AUGGAAACAGAAGGAUUGGAAAACGAAUUAAUUCAAUCAAUUCGACCUAGUUUAAAUGAAUUAUUACGAAUAUGGGAUUAUGUGGGUUAUAAUAAGUUGGAACGUUCACAACGUCUAAAACAUUUUGUUCAAAAACUUGAAACUGUUCUAUGCGAAGUAAUUAAAGAAGAGAAUUCUGCACGUCUUAUGAUGGAACAAAAAAUUGAAUUAAGACGUAGAGAAAUCGCUGAUAUGUGUCAACAAUUAGGUUUGGCACCAUUCCUACCUGAACGUGGACUUACUUCCAGUGAAUUAAUGAGAUCAUUGGAUGAAAAAGCGGAAGAAUUAAUUCAGCAAAAAAGUGCCCGAUGUGAACGUUAUUGUUGGUUACGAUCGAAGAUAUUACAUUUAGAUAAUUUAUUGGGUGGUGACCAAAUAUCGGAUAUUACAAAACAUAAGCUUGAUAUAGAUUUUCACACUACCUUCCCACCGAUUAUAAAAUUUUUUGGACAAUCGAAUUGUAUUGAUCAAAAUAACACGGAUAAAAAUGGUCAUUCAAAUGAAUAUGAAAGUUUAGAUCCUUCGCUAAUUUCGUCUAUUCAAACAUUACCAGAUCAAAUAAAUAUUGAAAAGCUUACUAAAAUUUAUGAAGAACUACAAUCAAUUUAUACACCUUUAGCUAAUCAACACGCUGCACUUCGUGAAGAUAUUGCUCGUGUAGCAGCUGAUAUUUUCUAUCAACCACAAUCAGAUAAAGAGGCUGAAAUUUUAACGAUUGUUGGAUUAAAACAUUUAUGCAAAAAUGGUAAUUCAAUUUCAACUCCUGGUGUAGUUAGACGAGCUAAUGAUGGAACAAAUUGUGUUAUGCCUAUAUCUACACCUAGUGAAAACUCAGAAGUCACUACAAAUGGUUUAGACAAUAAUCAUGAUACAUAUGAACCUGUUGUAAAUAAAGAGAUACUUAGAUGGUUAACUGAUUGGCGAUUAAGAUUAGUCAAAGAGAAAGCUCGUUUAGUUGGUACUUGUGAAGAAUUAAGAGCUUACCUGUUACAGAUGUGGAAACGAUUAGAUAAACCGGAAUCAGAACAAAAAGAAUUCCUGGAAAUGCAUUCUGGUUAUAAACCUGAAACACUGGAAGCACUUCAGGAAGAAGUUGAUCGAUGCCAACAAAUGAAAUGGGAAAAUAUGCAAACAUAUUUAACUCGUCUUGAAAGUGAAGCUCUACGAUUGGCUAGUUUAUGUUGUGUAGAUGAGAAAAUUAUUCAACUACCAAAUGACAGUGAUAAACAAGAUCCAGAAAUAUUAAUUAAUCACUUAGAGACUAUAUUAGAACAAUUAAACCAGACCUAUUAUUUAUAUCGUCCUGUCUAUGAAUGUAUUGCAGUAUAUGAAUCGUCUUGGAAACAAUUAAUUGAUGUUGAAGCUCGUUUAAAAGAUCCAUCAAUAUUUUCUAAUCGUGGUGGUAUUUUAUUAAAAACAGAAAAAGAGAAAAAACGUUUAUUGAAAGAAGUGGAACGUACUGAAAAAGAGGCAAUAUCAGCUAUUGAACAAUAUGAAUUGAAAAGUUCAUCACAUUUUCUCUUAUCUAAUGGUAAAACAUUUACUGAACAUAUUAAUGAAAGAUGGAAUAAUUAUAAAACACUUAAAGAUACAUCAAAAUCACGUCGUUCAAUUGUUCCAACCACUAGUAAUAAUAGUAAUUCAACUAUCAGUAAUAAUAAUACCGGUAAUACAACACGUCCAACUUCAGCUAAUCUAACAGGAUCACCUGUAGCUCACACUUAGUACUUAUUUCAUUGAAUGGAAAACACUAAUUUUUCAGUUUUUCCCAUUUCGUUGUACAUACAUACGCAUAUAUAUAAAGUAAACGCUUACAGACAAGCCUUCACUUCUCAUAUACAUUCAAUUUUGUAGGCUGUGAAUCUAACUUUGAAAACACCAAUAAACAGGGGUUUACAAGAUUGACAGAUAAUGAAAGGAACAUUGAAUAUGGUUUCAUAUGUAAAUUCCUAUUUUUUCUUUUUCUUUAUGUUUUAUUAUAUUUCUUCACAUAGUUUUUAAUUACUUCGCCUAAUUUUGUUGUUUUUAUGUGUAAAAAGCGGUCAUUUGAAUCAAUAAUGGCUACCUACUAUAUAUAUACAUAUAUAUAACAUCAAUCAGCUGAUCUAAUAACUACUUUUCAAUAAAACAUGAUUGUAUUUAUCGACACUUAUUACCUAGUUGAGUUUAUUCUGAAAUGAGAAAUCAUAUUUAUCUCAUAUAAUCCUUUCUAUUGUGAGAAAAUAAUUUCGGUUGGCGUUAUUAUCUUGGUUGCUGUCCACAGUAUACAUUAAAAAAAAACAGCCAUAGAAUGUGUGUUAUUCACUUAAUUUGACGCUUUCAAUUUAUGUGAAAAAGUUUAAUUCUAUUGUGCAAUAAAUAAAUUUGGAUUUUUGUUUGUUUCAAAUGUAACCUACUACUUUUUCUGUGUGUUGUUAUCAAUGAAGUAUGUUUUUUGUUUGUUUCAUUUUCUUUAUAUUUUUCUUUUAUCUUAUAUGUGUGUAUGUGCAUGCGUGUGUGUGUGUGUGUAGAUGUUUAUCCUUGGUCCAAUUUGAUAAUUAAUUAAUAAUUCAAAAACCAUUUCAAACAUUCACUCAUUUGGUUUUCAUCCUUCAUUUCGAAUGAAUUGGCUUGUUGUAUACUAACUGACUUGUCGUUCAUGAACAGAAUAUAUUAGAAUAAUAAUAAUAAACACU
This is a messenger RNA of Schistosoma curassoni, 2714 nucleotides long. The record is from the annotation of a GenBank genome assembly. Lineage: Eukaryota; Metazoa; Platyhelminthes; Trematoda; Strigeidida; Schistosomatidae.